CCUCGCGGAGGUCCCCGCGGCCAAGCCACUUCCUUCCUGCUGCAGUUUAAGAUGGCGGCCGAGGUGGAUUUCGGAGACAGUGAGCUCUUUGAGCAGCUCGAUGGAGAGGAUGGGCUGCCGCCAACGCCUCGUCUCAACUUGGAGGCGGAAGAGAGACCCGGGAAAGACCUAGAGGAGCUUCACGAACGGCUGCGGGACCGCGAGGAGACGGUGCGGCGGCUCCGGGCAGAGAAUAUCCUGAUGGGGGAGCCAGGGCCUGCUGCGGGGCGGGCGCGGUAGGGCGGAGGGAAGCGGGACGCGCUGCUCUCGCCGCCGGUUCCCUUCCGGGCCAGCCGUGGUGCUUGGCCUCCUGGGGUUGACCGUGUCUGGUUGGAGGGUCUUCGG
Molecule: messenger RNA, 384 nt
Organism: Dryobates pubescens (Downy woodpecker)
Lineage: Eukaryota; Metazoa; Chordata; Aves; Piciformes; Picidae
Product: zinc finger CCHC domain-containing protein 8-like
Exons: 1
Coding region: 52-279 (75 amino acids)
Source: RefSeq, a predicted model, not a curated record